AUGAUAGCGCAGAGGGAGGCGAAUGUCUCCGGUCGGAGCGGUGCUGUUGAGGGUCACGACGGAUCAGAACGUUGUUCCGCGGUGAAGAUGGAUCUGCAGAUUUCGGUGGACGCGGCGAAAGGCAAACUCACCGCCCGUCCUCCUCCCUUGACCGGCCGAACCACCGCCUCUGACCGGACAGCCACCCCUGCUCCGGCCAAUCACCACCGAUCUUCACCCUUCCCAACCGGCCUCCUUGCCUCUCUCCGAUCGGAUUGGACCGAUCUCUCGCCGAUCUCCCUCCGCUCUCGCUCCAAUCGGUCGGACCUCCACCUGUCUUCCCUCUCUUCAACCGGCCAGCCGCUCCGGUGCACCGCUCCUCCUCAAGUUCCAACCACUUCCUAUAGCCGGACAGCCCUUCCUCCUCCUCCUACAUCCCGUAUCUCCCCCUCUCGCACCUCCCUAGCUCGAUCAAGCACCAAGGAAGGUCAUCCCCUUGCAUUCUUCUUCAAUUCUCAAGGAUUAAACCUUGCUUCUUCAUUCUUCUUCUGA
Vicia faba (fava bean) is the source of this 531-nucleotide messenger RNA. NCBI's taxonomy places the organism in Eukaryota, Viridiplantae, Streptophyta, Magnoliopsida, Fabales, Fabaceae. The record is from the annotation of a GenBank genome assembly.